CGAAGCCUGGUUCUGCUACGCAGCAGCUGACUUCUACGAGCACGGCGUGAACGACGCACGUGCAUAAUUCCUUGCAGUAGCUAAGGCACUACCGCGCGAAUUUAACAGGUUUCUUUGCAUUUACCCAUCAUCUAAUUAAACUAUAAAAAAGAAUGGAUACUAAGGAAUUGGAGAAUUUUUUUAGCGAUCCUAUGGUUUCAGCUCAUAUUGAAUCAUUCAUGGAUGCUCAUUGUUCUAGUAAUUAUAAAACUUGAUCAAAUACACUUUUAACAUUAUAAUAAUAACAGUAUUCACAUGUGAAAAAGAAAUUCAUUCUGAACAUUAUGCAACACACAAAGAAUUUUCAGAAAUGAUGAAAAGUCUAUUAAAUAGCUCAUCAAUUGAUUACAAUCAAAUUCAGGAAAUGUAUACAACUUAUAAAAUAACUGAAGAUGAUCCUUCUUUUAGUUCAAUCUCUUAUAUAAUUGCAUUAUGGAAUUUUGAAUUAUUUUAUCAAUUAAUGACUUUGGUAAAUGUUGAUUUACAAUUAGAAGCAUUACAUUAUAUUCAACAGAAGUAUGGUAAUCAAUUCAUACAAACGUAUUCAAUCAACAAUAAUCAUGAUUCCUUGGGUAAUAAUUCUACUGAAAUAAAUAAAAAUGAACUAACUGAUAUGUUGUUAGAAAAAUCUCAACAGAAAAAUGGAAUGGUGAAGACAAUCAAAGAAACAAUUCAAAGUGAACUUUGUAAAAAUCAACAUAAUCAGAACGAUGGACAAUUAUUAAUAGAGAGUGAUUCUAAUACUUUUCGUGACAUACCUACAAAAAAUCUCACUAACUCUACAAUUCCUCAUGAAAUAAAACUAACUUCUUCUGAUACUGUGACACCAUCAUCAUCAUCAUCAUGGAAUCACAUAUUGAAUUUCAAUAACUCUGAAACCAUUCAUCAGCAAAAAUAUGACAAUACUUUAAGACCAACUAAAGAUGAAUUAGUUGAAAAGCAGGCAUUUCUAAGAAAACAACGUGAUCUACUGAUCGAAAUGCGUCAGAAAAAGCGUGAAAAGCUAUUUUCUGAUCAUGUACAAACUUUAACAGAUAACAGUUUUGUAUAUACUAGUAAUAGAGACCGUAAUUCAAUCGACAAGGAAGAACAUGAUAAAGUUAUGGAGAAACGUCGUAAGUUAUAUGAAAAACUAAAGAUUGAAGUGAUUAAUAAAAGUGGUUUUGAUCAGACAGAAAAAUAAAUUGGUCUAAUUUCCUUGAUUUUCUGAUAAUCGAUCGAAUAUUGGAUGGAUGUACAUAUACAUUUUUGAACAAUAAAUGUAUAGCUAUAAAACAGUGAAUGUGAAUAUCAGAAGUUUCAAUUGGAUCUUGACAUCGAUUCAUGGGAAGGAAUCUAGAUUGUGAGGAAAUUUCCACCGAAGAAGAUUGAAAUGGUUUAUGUGGAUCCCAGUUUGUUUGCAUUUUCACGCACCGUUCUCUUAUAAAUGCACGAUAUGUAGAAACACUGAUUCCUAUCAUUUCAAUUGCAUCAUUGUUGUUUGAAAUCCUAAUGUAAUGUUUACAUAUGACACUGUAUAAUUUUACCAAAACUAAAAUAUUUGAUUAUUCUCUAAGAAAUGUAUGUAUCAUCAAAAUAAUAAGUCAAGGAGUUUACAAUAAUAAAUAUCGUUACAGCAGUAGAA
Schistosoma guineensis is the source of this 1663-nucleotide messenger RNA. Lineage: Eukaryota; Metazoa; Platyhelminthes; Trematoda; Strigeidida; Schistosomatidae. The record is from the annotation of a GenBank genome assembly.